This is a messenger RNA of Mycena citricolor, 894 nucleotides long. The record is from the annotation of a GenBank genome assembly. Lineage: Eukaryota; Fungi; Basidiomycota; Agaricomycetes; Agaricales; Mycenaceae.
GAUCCUCCUCGCGCAGGCGGGACAUUAUUUCAGGACUUUCCCGGGCGACAGUAUACGCGUCAAGCUGGUGGUCGGGUCACUCGUGGCUAUCGAUACCAUCCAUGUCGUCAUUCUACUCUCGUCGUACAAUCAGUGGUACAUUCGGGAAUCGUUUGAGCUUGUGCUCCCAAAAUCGUUCAGCCUCACACCGCUAAUCACAUAUAUCGUCGUUACCAUUUGCCAAAUGACUUACGCGUCUCGGAUCUGGAUCGUCAGCAAGAAUAACUUAUGGAUGACCGGAAUUGUGCUUUGCUUGGCUCUAUGCCAAUUCGCGAGUGGCUUCAUUGCGGGCCUCGAAGUUUACCUGAAUGGUCGGCCGUUGGUUGUCCAUCAAUCCAAGCUCUUCAUUAUCGCGGAAAAAAUCGAACUGGCCACCAGUCUCGCGUGCGAUGUGGCUAUUAUGGCCGGAAUGGUGUAUUUUCUGAAGGACUCGAUGAGCGGAGGGACCGGUCGAACGUUCACAGCAACAGCUCAGAUUGUGAAUAGGAUUCUUGUCUAUAUUAUCGGGACGGGAAGUUUGACCAGUAUCUCCACCGCUCUCAAUCUCGCUCUCUGGUUGACGAUGCCAUCCAAUUUCUACUUUCUGAUCGUCCAUCUUAUUCUGAGCAAACUGUACACAAAUUCUCUGCUCGUCAUGUUGAAUUCCCGCGCCAAGUUCCGCCGAGUAGAUCACCACGAUGUCAUUGAACUUGGGACCGUGCCACGAUGAGACCAACUUCGAGGGAACUACUGUUCCUAGCAAAUUCUGGAAAGAUGCUUCAUCGACCUGAUGUCACAGCUUUGCUCAUGUGGGGAUAAAUUCAUUGCGACACGAAACGGUGUUGUUCUCUACCCACAUACAGCAUAUGACAUUAG